Molecule: messenger RNA, 831 nt
Organism: Triplophysa dalaica
Lineage: Eukaryota; Metazoa; Chordata; Actinopteri; Cypriniformes; Nemacheilidae
Gene: paqr4b
Product: progestin and adipoQ receptor family member IVb
Exons: 3
Coding region: 19-831 (270 amino acids)
Cellular component (GO): membrane
Molecular function (GO): signaling receptor activity
Source: RefSeq, a predicted model, not a curated record
UUAUUUCUUCCUCUCACAAUGUCUUAUUUUGAUGGGCCAAAACUUCUGGAUUUUAAGAAUUCACCGCCACAUCUUCAGUUCAACAAGUAUGUCCUAACAGGAUACCGGCCUUUAUCCACUUACAGAGAUUGUCUACGAAGUUUGUUCUAUCUGCACAAUGAAUUGGGAAACAUCUAUACACAUGGUAUUCCCUUCUUCUGUUUUUUGCUGUUUUUGCCUUUGAGUAUUCCAUGGGCUGAGGUAGAUGAAUGGUGGAUAGGUGUGGUGCAUUAUCUGGCUUGUCUUUCUCCGACCCUCUGCUCAGUCUUCUAUCAUCUCUUUAUGAACCAUGAGAGUGGAGCACCAACUUACGACACACUGCUGUGCUUCGACAUGUUUGGUAUCUGUCUAGUCAACACUUUUGGAGCUCUGCCAAUCAUCUACAUCACUUUGCUGUGUUACCCGUUCUGUCGUCGCGUGGCGAUGUUAGCCUAUCUACUUUUAUCUGGAUACGGUGUGUACUGUGCGCUCAGGGCACGAAGUAAUGUGCACCGUCUGCGCUCCUUUGCCUGGCAGGCGCUUUUUCGUUUUGUUCUCUUCAUGCUGCGUCUAAUUGGUGCAGGGAGAGGAAGCCCCGCCUCUCUACGACUCUACCUCAGUAUGGAUAUGCUUGCCUUGCUUGGAGGGCUCGUCAACAUUUCUCGCUUGCCCGAGUGCUUCAGCCCUGGACGCUUUGACUACUGGUGUAACAGUCAUCAAAUAAUGCACAUCAUGGUCAUCCUCUCUAUUGUGCACUUACACUGGGGCAUGCUUGAGGAUUUAACCUGGUUAAAGGGAUUUCAUUGUCCAUAA